Messenger RNA from Plutella xylostella (diamondback moth), 3768 nucleotides. RefSeq names its product neuroligin-4, Y-linked. The record is from RefSeq and is a predicted model, not a curated record. Lineage: Eukaryota; Metazoa; Arthropoda; Insecta; Lepidoptera; Plutellidae.
UCGGUGCCGCUCGGGUGUGUCUCGCGUUUGAGCUAUUUUAUGAUCACCGCGUUAAAUAUCCGUUUUAUAAAUGUUAUUUUAAUUCUGUUACGUAUUACGUUUCCUGUGUUGUGUCUUUGGUUAUCAACUGAAUUAAGUUAAGAUUCAAAUUUAAAUUAUGUGUGUUUUUUCAGUUUUAAUGACUUAUACAAAUUAAUAGUGUGAAUAAAAUAGUGACGUUUAGCGUACAUUAUUUUGUAAAUUUUGUGUGUAAUGUGUGAUAACUGUUCAUUCGGAUAUUGCAGCUCAACGCUUUUCUUUAAAACAGAUGGUGAAAGUGCGACCAGACUCCAUAAUUUAGUAAGAAAAUCAGAGCAAAAAUGAUUACUUGACACAAAAUGUUAUACAACCGGCUAUACCACAAGGCACGGUCCAAAAUCAUCAGUCAUACUAUGUGUCAACAAUGUGCCAAAGAAAUAUCAGAGAAACAAAAAACGAUCAGAAUAGUCCCGCCUCGCCGACUCGGCAGUAGCUCAUUUUGCCUCAUUGUCAUAGCAUGUCUCUCUCUGCAAUCAGUUAAUUCGAAUACAACCAAUAUGAACAACAGGAAGGCUGACAAUAAUGAUAAUCCGCAAAAUGAUGACCCCAACGAAGACAGCUACGAUGAACACGGCAUACAUAAUGCAGAUUACGCCAAAGUCAAUUUAGACACAAACUUUUACAAUAGUAAUGAAGAUUUCCUACAUUUAAACAACUUUUAUAACUCCGAGAGCGCUUAUAGCAACUAUGUAGACUACAAAAAUUUCUACUUGAAUCCCUCACAUCCACUGCCAAAGUCUAAGGUUAAGUUUAAGAUAAGUAGUAGGAUAGUUCAAACUAAAUUUGGGAAGCUACAAGGCAUCGUGCUUGCGAUGGACGAGCACAGGUUCCUCAGUCCUCUGGAGGUGUUCCUGGGAGUGCCGUACGCCACGCCACCUGUUGGUUCCAACAGGUUCAGUCCGACCCGGACUCCCUCGCCGUGGGACGGGGUUCGAGUCUCGGACAGGCCCGGUCCGGUCUGUCCUCAGAAGCUACCCGACUUAGAGGAAGAGAGGACCAUUUUAGAAAAAAUGCCUAAAGGCAGAUUAGAAUACGUAAAAAGACUGAUGCCUUAUCUUAAGAAUCAAAGCGAGGAUUGCCUCUAUUUGAAUAUAUUUGCGCCGCUGCAAAUGGACGAGACAAAGCUAGCUCUACCAGUGGUGGUCUACAUCCAUGGGGAGGGCUACUCCUGGAGUUCGGGGAACCCUUACGACGGAGGAGUUCUUGCCAGCUACUCCAACCUCAUAGUAGUCACCCUCAACUUCAGACUCGGAGUAUUGGGUUUCCUCAACGCGAACCCGGCCCCUCACCAGAAGGCGCGCGUUGCGAACUACGGUCUCAUGGACCAGAUAGCGGCGCUGCACUGGGUGCAACAGAACAUCGCGCUGUUCGGCGGCGACCCGGGCAACAUCACCCUCAUGGGGCACGGGUCGGGGGCCGCCUGCAUCAACUUCCUCAUGAUAUCGCCUACGGUUAUGCCUGGUUUAUUUCACAGAGCAAUCCUUCUAUCAGGCUCAGCGCUGAGCUCGUGGGCCAUUGUUGACGAUCCCGUGUACUACUCACUCAAGCUGGCCAAACACAUGAACUGUACAAUACCGGAGGACAUGGCUAAAGACCACGAAGCUAUAGUAGACUGUCUCAGAGACGCAACGAUAGAAGAACUACUAUCCAUAGAACUGACAGCACCAAACUUUCUGACGGCGUUCGGACCAUCGGUCGACGGAGUGGUUAUAAAAACAGAUUUCGCUAAAGACUUCCUGACGUCGUACCCCACAGGGGACUUCCCUAGCUUCGGCCCGCUGAAUAACAUGAAUCAAAAUUUUAAUAUCCAUACAAAGAGAAGCGAUAGUGGAAGAAGGUUAUUUCAGAAUAAGUACGAUUUAUUGUUCGGAGUCGUCGCCAGUGAGGCGUUAUGGAAAUUUUCGGCUCACGAUAUUCAAAAUGGCAUCGAGCCUGAUAAAAGGGAUCGGAUGCUGAGGACGUACGUGCGCAACGCCUACACCUACCAUCUGAGCGAGAUAUUCUACACCAUCGUCAACGAGUACACGGAUUGGGAAAGAACGGUAGAGAACCCAAUAAACACGCGAGACGCAACAGUAGCGGCCCUAUCCGACGCCCAAUACGUAGCGCCGCUGGUCCAGAGUGGGGACCUGCUGAGUGGUGGACCAAAACCCACGCUGACUGAAGAGGAUGGACCAAGGAGGCCGACGAAAACCUUCUUUUACGUGUUCGACUAUCAGACGAAAGACGGAUACUAUCCUCAGCGAAUGGGCUCAGUCCACGGCGAGGAACUCCCGUACGUGUUCGGAGCCCCGGUCGUGGACGGCUUCGGGCACUUCCCUCGGAACUAUACCAAGUCCGAGAUAGCGCUGGCCGAGUCCAUGAUGCUGUUUGUUGCCAACUUCGCUAGGACUGGGAACCCGAACGACAAUUUUCGCCAAGAAGUGCUGCUGCCAGCGUCGCGCGAACGCAAUAAAUUCCGACCCGUCAAUUGGGAAGAAUACGACUCGACGCACCAGAAGUAUUUGGAAAUAGGCAUGAAGCCGCGGCUGAAGAACCACUACCGGGCUCACCAGCUGUCCGUCUGGUUGCGACUAGUUCCCGAACUGCACCGCGCGGGGAUGGAAGACGUCGCGGGACGACACAACCUGUUCCGAAACCACAACGAACAAGACUUGUACGAGGGGGUGGUCCGCCCUGACCCGCUCUCCCGCUCCGUCACCGACAGCGACCAAAUACACAGAACAAACGGCUCCGUUUAUGUUGACACAGCUUUGACUACAGUAGACACUAUCCUCGCCACUUGCGUCACAAUGCUGCCGAAUGGAAGAGAUCUGCAAACAGUUAAUACUACUGAUAGCUCUCUCGCUCAUUUGGAAGCCGCCGGCUAUGCGGCGUACUCGACGGCACUCAGUGUAACCAUAGCGAUAGGCUGCUCCCUUCUGAUCCUCAACGUAUUAAUCUUCGCCGGAGUGUACUACCAGCGGGACAAAUCGAGGUCGAGAGGCAAAUCUAAUCAGCGAUUCAAUGAGAAACAUUUUGAAACCAUAUCGGGGAAGCACUCGCAUUAUCAUAUAGACCCGACGCAUGCGCCGAGUCUAGUGGUCGAUGUCGAACGACACAAUCGGAAGAAAGGCCACCCGAUGAUGGGGAGCGAUUCUCAUUUAGUGAGCCUGAAUUUCAAAGGCCCAUUAGACGGGAAAGCGCCGCCGAGUCCGACCUUGAGCAUCGACAAUAUGAUGCUGCCGGGCAAAUUGGGCAGCCGUAAUAGUAGUUUUAGGCUGCCGCCGAACGUGAGCUACCCCCAAAUGACGGGGUAUGCGACGAUGCCAAAGAAUCUGAGCCAGUUUAAUAACUCGCCGCCUCUACAGGAGUUGAGGCAGCAGAAAUUCUUGCCUCCGAACGGGUCGGCGGGGCAGCAGCCGGCGGGGGCGGGGGCGGGCGCGGGGGGCGCGGGGGGCGAGGCGCACGCCACGCUGCGGCGCGGCAAGCCGCUCCACUCCAGCCUCCCCCAGGCCGCCAUCGACGAGAUGAGAGUGUGACACUUAAUCCACUCGGAUGACGAUGUCACAUUACGCGAUUAAAAACAUUGUUAUCUAUCAGAACAUUUUAAUGUGAGUGUUGUAAUGUAAGACUCUUCGUUUCUAGGGGUGUGUUAUCGAUUUUCUCGGUCGCCGGAUAAUAAAUAUCGAAUAAAAAAUCCAUUGUACA